Molecule: messenger RNA, 534 nt
Organism: Cylindrotheca closterium
Lineage: Eukaryota; Bacillariophyta; Bacillariophyceae; Bacillariales; Bacillariaceae
Source: the annotation of a GenBank genome assembly
AUGAAGGAGCGCGCCCCAGCACCCCAAGUGACACCAAGUGAAGAAACAGCUCAACCUAGUGCUAGCUUCAAAAACUACAUUGAUGAUGACAUUGAAGGAGGGAUGAGCACAUCAGCUGAUACAAGCAAAGCUCGAAUGGCAAGUUUUGCUGAAGCAUUCCUGAAAUCAUUGCCAUGGAGACCAGUCAAAACUGCUGGUAGGAAAAGAAAACCACAUCCUUUCGAGUCUCAUUUAGUCAACGAAUACCAAGAGCAGUCUCUACAAGAGACGAUGUGUCGCACAUACCCGAAUCUAAAGAACCAAUUUUACAUGAAGGGGAUUGGAUACUACCCACUUUGUAUACGCCUAUUCCUUUGUGCACUUGGUUAUUUGUUGUGUGGUCUCCCAUCUGAUUACAAUGUGGAUCCAUGGGAACUUCUUGCAACAGCUUUUUGCAAAGAUUGCUCUAGCAAGGAAAUGAAGGAUGCUUGCACUCGGGCAAUUGUCAGGAGAAUCUACGGAGAGUCGUCAUAUAGUUCACAAGAAAUUGGCUAG